Molecule: messenger RNA, 908 nt
Organism: Musa acuminata subsp. malaccensis (wild Malaysian banana)
Lineage: Eukaryota; Viridiplantae; Streptophyta; Magnoliopsida; Zingiberales; Musaceae
Product: MADS-box transcription factor 23-like
Biological process (GO): positive regulation of transcription by RNA polymerase II
Cellular component (GO): nucleus
Molecular function (GO): RNA polymerase II cis-regulatory region sequence-specific DNA binding; DNA-binding transcription factor activity, RNA polymerase II-specific; protein dimerization activity
Source: RefSeq, a predicted model, not a curated record
GAGAGAGAGAGAGAGAGGGGUAAUCAAGAGCUCCAGUUCAGUAUUUUCCUCAUCCUCCUCUCCGGCUACAGAGGGAGGAGGAAUAUGGGGAGAGGGAAGAUCGUGAUCCGCAGGAUUGAUAACUCCGCAAGUCGGCAGGUGACCUUCUCGAAGAGGAGGAACGGGUUACUGAAGAAGGCCAAGGAGCUUGCCAUCCUUUGCGAUGCUGAGGUCGGUGUGGUGGUGUUCUCCGGCACCGGCCGACUCUAUGAUUACGCCAGCACCAGCAUGAAGUCUGUGAUAGAAAGGUAUACUAGGGCAAAGGCAGAGAACCAUCUGAUUCUGGACACAGCUUCAGAAAUAAAGUUUUGGCAAAGGGAGGCAACAAGCUUGAGGCAGCAAUUGCAUAAAUUGCAAGAAACUCAUAGGCAGUUGAUGGGAGAAGAACUUUCUGGUCUAAGUGUCAAGGAUCUAGAAAAUCUAGAGAACCAACUGGAGAUGAGACUCCGUGGUGUUCGAAAGACGAAGGAACAACUUCUAAUUAAUGAAAUUCAAGAAUUGAAUCAGAAGGGGAGCCUUAUUCACCAAGAAAAUAUGGAGCUUUACCAGAAAAUAAACAUAAUGCAUCAAGAAAACAGAGAGUUACACAAGAAGGUUUAUGCACCAACGGAGGAAAAUGACCCUAAUAGAAAUUCAGUUAUCCCACAUAGUUUUCAUAUAACAAAGGAAGUAAAUGCACUUAUUCAUCUUGGACUACGCCAACAACAUCAGCAUGGAGAAGAGUUAAAACUUGGAGCUCCAAAACUAGGCAUAUUUCAAGUGAAAUAAGGAGAGAGAGAACAGAUCAAGAAUCAGCGUUCAUGGUCUUCAUCAUAUUAUCCCAAGGUUAUAACAGUGUUGUAAUUAUCCUAAGCUAUGGUGACAGCACC